Magnolia sinica is the source of this 1335-nucleotide messenger RNA. RefSeq names its product structural maintenance of chromosomes protein 2-2-like. The transcript has 5 exons. The record is from RefSeq and is a predicted model, not a curated record. The coding region runs from base 508 to 948 and encodes 146 amino acids. NCBI's taxonomy places the organism in Eukaryota, Viridiplantae, Streptophyta, Magnoliopsida, Magnoliales, Magnoliaceae.
UCAGAUUUUUUUUCUGGUAGUGAGUGUAUUUCAUUUCAGGCUGGUUAACUAUCAUGUAGACCAUACAUUUUCUGUUAAAUAAAAUGAAAUUGUUGAAAUUGCUGCUGAGCCUGAGGAUGCGGAUGAGGCUAGGGCUUGCAGCCUGGCUACACGUGAUUCAGAUAUGCUUUCUUUCCUUUAUAUUAUGAUUUAGAUGUGUAUAGAUAUUCUAUGAGUUUUUGUAAUCCACGCAUUUGAAUCAUCAUAUAUGCUUAUGAUUUUAAUGCACCAAAAACCACCCAUGUAAUCUCAGCCCUGCAAAUGCGUCAGCAUAUCAAGCUCAUGGACUUGACAUGGAUAUGUUUGAUGUCGCCUAGGUCCGGAACUAGUUGUCCAUUCCAAUGUUACCAAGAUCACCAACCCACCUCAUUCUUUUGACAAAAAAGAAAAUGAAAAAGAAAAAAAGUUAGUUCCAUAAAGAAGGAAUAUGAUCAAGCCCAAUCUGAGCUCAAUUUGAGUCGUUCAAAGAUGAAAGAAUGUGACGCUGAGAUCAGUGCCAUUGUCAAGGAGCAACAGAAGCUUCAACAUAAAAUUACUGAUGCAAAUGUUAAGAGGAAAAAAUUGGAAAAUGAGAUUAAGCGAAUGGAGAUGGAACAGAAAGAUUGCUCCCUGAAGGUAGAUAAACUACUAGAAAGGCAUAGUUGGAUUGUAGCUGAGAAACAAUUAUUUGGAAAAAGUGGCACAGAUUAUGACUUCUCAUCUCGUGAUCCUCGUAAAUCAAGGGAGGAGCUUGAGAAACUUCAAGCUGAACAAUCUGGCCUUGAGAAGAGGGUCAACAAAAAAGUUAUAGUAAUGUUCGAGAAAGCUGAAGAUGAAUACAAUGACUUAUUAUCCAAGAAGGUGAUUGAAGAGCUUGAUGAAAAGAAGAAGGAAACACUAAAAGUUACUUGGGUUAAAGUAACAAGCUGACAAGCUAAAGAAGUCAGUGGAGGAUGAAAUUCAUUUUCUCAAGGGAAGGGUUUUAGAACUUGAAAGUGAUCUUGUGUCGAAGUCCACAAAAGUUACAUCUGCAAUUUUAAGGAAACAAGAAGCUUUAUCAUUUGCAUUUGCUUAAAUUGACUGUCUGAGGGAAGAAAAUUCUGUAAAAACGUGAGCAUUAUUGGAUGCAUAUGGAGGAUGUUUACUGUGUUGGAGUGUAUUUGUUUCUUGCACAUGAGGGUACGCUUUAGUUGUAAUUCUUAUGAUAAGUUGAGCAAAGUGAAGUAUUGUUUAUUUAGAAAUAUGAAUGUAGGAUGCAUUGUAUGAUUUGAUUGCUAUUUGUAAUAAAUGCAUUAUUUUUUUCCUGAUUGCAUUUUA